Schistocerca cancellata (South American locust) is the source of this 1398-nucleotide messenger RNA. RefSeq names its product zinc finger protein 90-like. NCBI's taxonomy places the organism in Eukaryota, Metazoa, Arthropoda, Insecta, Orthoptera, Acrididae. The transcript has 7 exons. Gene Ontology annotation, molecular function: RNA polymerase II cis-regulatory region sequence-specific DNA binding; DNA-binding transcription factor activity. The record is from RefSeq and is a predicted model, not a curated record. Gene Ontology annotation, biological process: regulation of transcription by RNA polymerase II. Bases 1 to 1398 code for a protein of 465 amino acids.
AUGAGCCCGGAUGCUGCUAAGGGGUCGUCGAUACCCCCACAUGUGGUGAGGGUAGCCACAAUGGAACCGUAUGUGGUGAUGGCACCGGAUGCAUCACUGACAGGUCAGGUGAUGUGUGUUGUUGCUGCCACCACCACCACCUCAAUGUCACCUCCAGAUGGCUCCCUCAAAUUUUCUGCAAAGGAAAACAAUGAUAUGAAUCCUGUAUACGUAACCGAAAAGCUCAACAUGGAGUCAGCAGAUUGUCCCGAAGUCAAGGAAGAAGUUGAAGAAGAGCAGUGUUGUAUUGACAUGAGUUCUCCAUGGAUCGCAUGCGGGGCAGUGGCAGCUGGUGAACCGCUAACGGACCCACUGUCUACCGAAGGAGGCCAGGCGGGCAGCAGUGUGGGAGGCCUGGCAGAGAUUUCCUCAGGAGCAUUAGCUGCCGUGCAACAGUUGGCAGACAAUUUAAUUCCCCACGGACGCCAGGCAAAUGAAGUUGCAGGCAGGGAAGGAAGGAAUACCAUAAAAGUCAAAGAAACUAGAUUGGAUGGAACUCCUGAAUUGCAGGAGGCCAAUCAUGAAACACCCUUCACCAUGAGUUCAGUGAAGCAAGAACACGGCAGACAAACUGACCACGGCUUGUACCCUGACACCGUGACACCAAGACUUCGAAUGACUACCACUCUGCCUGAGAGUGCAAAGACCGGAGAUGACGGGCCACAGUGGAGAAGCCCGCACUCGCGUCCUCCGGACGUUCUCCCACUGUUGGACGUCAGCAGGGCACGUGACGACGUUUCCCCCGGCAGUGCGAAAGAGCGAGAGUCUCUCGGGCAUCCCGAGGUGCAGUGCGGCGACGCGCCCGGUCCGAAUGCCGAUCCGGAUGCCCAAACUGGCGACGGGCAGUACUUCUGUACCGACUGCGGGAAGUCGUUCGGGAAGCUGGUGUACCUCAAAGUCCACACGCGCAUCCACGCGGGCAGGCAAUCCUACAGCUGCGAGUCCUGCGACAGGGUGUUCGCGACGUUUGCCCAGUGGCAGACCCACUCGCGCGUGCACACGGGCGAACGGCCGUACGGCUGCUCGUCCUGCGAGAAGGCGUUCCGGACGAAGGCGAAGCUCGCGUACCACGAGCGUUCGCACCACGGCGAGCGGCCGUUCCCCUGCACCGUGUGCGGGCUGUCCUUCAGGACCCGAGUCAACCUCAGGCUCCACGUGUGGACGCACACCGGAGACACUCCCGGAUCCCCCGAAAGCUCUCGUGCGGACUCUGCCUCGUUCGCGUGCUCCGUCUGUGGGAAGUCGUUCAAGUCGAAGACAAAACUGACGUACCAUUUACGCACCGGCUGUCUGUUAGGCACGUACACACCUCUCCUCGAAUUGUGUCGCAACGGUGACAGUGAGUUUGUGGAUACCUGA